Rodentolepis nana is the source of this 1491-nucleotide messenger RNA. The record is from the annotation of a GenBank genome assembly. Lineage: Eukaryota; Metazoa; Platyhelminthes; Cestoda; Cyclophyllidea; Hymenolepididae.
AUGUUUAUUGCCACUGCCACCUCCUCGCAGCCAUCAUCGGCAUCAGUAAAAGGAGAGCGAUCAGAUUCCAUUGCCACCCUGUCUACCACAACUGGCAACCCCUACUCAAUUACCCCAACUGGGGUUUCUAAUUCCUAUUACCCACCUCCACCAACAACAUAUCACUCUACUUCAUCAUCCUGGACUGAUACUAGUAUUUACGAUCAGCAAUCUUCCCUCUCUUACACAAAUGAGCAAAUUUCAUGUAUUUGCGAUGUCCUGCAACAAUCAGGGGACUACUCUAGACUAAAACAAUUCAUAGAAAACAUCGGAGAGACAGGUAGUAAUAACGAGAACCUUCUAUCCGCUAAAGCGACUCUGGCAUUCAAUGAGGGUCGUUUCACGGAGAUGUACGCCAUUCUAGAGAGUCAUGUUUUCUCCCAAUCUCUGCAUCAACGACUUCAAAACCUGUGGAUGCAAGCUCAUUACAUGGAAGAAGAGAGGGUGAAAGGGCGACCCCUAGGUGCUGUAGCAAAGUACAGAGUACGUAGGAAGUUUCCUCUGCCUAGGACAAUCUGGGAUGGAGAGGAGACGAGCUACUGCUUCAAAGAGAAGUCAAGGGCCAUUCUACGUGACUGGUAUACCCACCGCAAUGCUUACCCAUCUCCGAGGGAGAAACGCGAACUCUCCGAACUCACGGGAUUGACAACAACACAGGUAUCGAAUUGGUUUAAAAACCGUCGGCAGAGAGACAGGGCUUCAGAAAUCAGAACCUCUGGAAACUCGUUUAGUCCUUCGGCUGUCCAACCCACUCAGGAUCGUGAACCUGUAGAAGACAUAAAGGAAUGUUUAAAGGAGCCGCCUCCGCCAGUUGGCACAGAAGAAAUCACUCAUUUAUCCUACUACCAACACACACCCUCCUCAGUAAGCACCCAAUCCCCAUCACCGUGGCAACCCUCUAAAUUCCUUGCAACCGGCUACUGGCCCCCCACUACGGCACCACCUCCUGUCGUGGACAUGUUUUUUCGCCCAACACUUCGACAUCCCUAUAAUCACAACCAGCAUCUUCAACAAUUACCCCAGACCAAUCCCAAUUAUCAAAUCCAGGGGCAAACAGAUUGGAUAAGGUAUGAAGACACCUGCCAAUAUAACCCGGGACCUUAUCAAACUGAAUUCUAUUCUGAUUCGACAGCAACUUAUGGGCUCCAACCAAUGGGAAGUGCUGGAAGUGCCAAUAGCCAUCAGUGGGACUCACAGAACGGUAACGUGCGAGCUGAAGAUGUAGUGGUUUCGGGAAGAUUUCAACUACAACUUGAAGUUCAAGCUAGAAUUAGACGAGGAGAAACGGGAGCCACAACAACAACAACGAAUUCAGGAACGUCUAAUAUAACAGGAGGGGGCUAUCUUCCGAAUGGGCCCAAUUAUGGGAUGACAACUUAUAAUAGAAAUUUACCUGGAUAUAUUGAACAGCAGCAGUAUCGAAUUGAAGAUGGACAAUUCGUCGGAAAUUAA